Molecule: messenger RNA, 10583 nt
Organism: Lampris incognitus (smalleye Pacific opah)
Lineage: Eukaryota; Metazoa; Chordata; Actinopteri; Lampriformes; Lampridae
Gene: ptprja
Product: protein tyrosine phosphatase receptor type Ja
Exons: 42
Coding region: 187-8697 (2836 amino acids)
Biological process (GO): protein dephosphorylation
Molecular function (GO): protein tyrosine phosphatase activity; protein binding
Source: RefSeq, a predicted model, not a curated record
UUGGAGUCUACUGAUGCAUCGACCACUUUUGCACGGCAUUUGACGGAGGGCGAUUCAGAGUCAGAAUAAAACGCGAGGAACGCUUCGUUAAAGUUUGGAAAUGAGAUUGUUCACCGGUUAAGGAACGAGUCUUAUUAAUUGCCCCCCUCCCUCCCUCCCUCCUCCUCCUCCUCCUCCUCCUCAACCAUGAUGAAGAAAAUGAUGAAGCGACUGUUGCGCGCAAGUGUUUUCCUCUGGGCCGUCCUGCUCAUGUUUACCUUCAUCGAGAUUUCAAAAGCAGAGUGCGACAAUAAUGGCCAGUGUAUGCACCUUAAAACAAUACGAAUCACAACAACAACAGUCAACUUCACUUUCCCAAGCUGCAACUUAACCAUUGAAAACCAAACUUUUGAAAAAGGAGUAGCAACUGGAUUGACUCCUGGGGCCAAUUAUGAAGUCAACUUAAGUUGUUUCAAUUGCUGCAAAACUAUCACAAUGAAGCCUGAAGUAGUCAGGAACCUUAUUGUCACUGACUUGACAGCAUCCUCUGUGUCUCUGAGCUGGAUUGAGCCAGAGGGAAACAGCUCCUUCUAUAGAGUAAAGUGGACUGAUGGUGAACGUAAUGGAGAAGAAGAUGUGAAUGAAACCAAUGGCACCGUUACUAACCUAACAGCUGGGACCCAUUAUGAGCUAACUGUUACUGCAUUUGCAGAUGAUGAAGAAACCCCUGGAAAUAACUCCACUGUUCAUCAGUAUACAAAGCCUGAAGUAGUCAGGAACCUUACUGUCACUGGAAUCACAACAACUUCUGUGUCUCUGAGCUGGAUUGAGCCAGAGGGAAACAGCUCCCACUAUAAAGUAGAGUGGACUAAUGGAAGUGACUCUAAGACAAAUCAAACACAUGAAUCUUAUAUUACCAUUCCUGAUCUGACUCCUGGAGUGCUGUAUACAUUCAGAGUCAAAGCUGCCACUGAUCAGGACAAAACUGAAGGAAACAGCGUAAAUGUGUCUCAGUAUACAAAGCCUGAAGUAGUCAGGAACCUUACUGUCACUGGAAUCACAACAACUUCUGUGUCUCUGAGCUGGAUUGAGCCAGAGGGAAACAGCUCCCACUAUAAAGUAGAGUGGACUAAUGGAAGUGACUCUAAGACAAACCAAACACAUGAAUCUUAUAUUACCAUUCCUGAUCUGACUCCUGGAGUGCUGUAUACAUUCAGAGUCAAAGCUGCCACUGAUCAGCACAAAACUGAAGGAAACAGCGUAAAUGUGUCUCAGUAUACAAAGCCUGAAGUAGUCAGGAACCUUACUGUCCCUGGAAUCACAACAACUUCUGUGUCUCUGAGCUGGAUUGAGCCAGAGGGAAACAGCUCCCACUAUAAAGUAGAGUGGACUAAUGGAAGUGACCCUAAGACAAAUCAAACACAUGAAUCUUAUAUUACCAUUCCUGGUCUGACUCCUGGAGUGCUGUAUACAUUCAGAGUCAGAGCUUUGACUGAUCAGGACAAAACUGAAGGAAACAGCGUAAAUGUAUCCCAGUAUACAGAGCCUGAAGUAGUCAGGAACCUUACUGUCACUGGAAUCACAACAACUUCUGUGUCUCUGAGCUGGAUUGAGCCAGAGGGAAACAGCUCCCACUAUAAAGUAGAGUGGACUAAUGGAAGUGACUCUAAGACAAACCAAACACAUGAAUCUUAUAUUACCAUUCCUGAUCUGACUCCUGGAGUGCUGUAUACAUUCAGAGUCAAAGCUGUGACUGAUCAGCACAAAACUGAAGGAAACAGCGUAAAUGUGUCGCAGUAUACAAAGCCUGAAGUAGUCAGGAACCUUACUGUCACUGGAAUCGCAACAACUUCUGUGUCUCUGAGCUGGAUUGAGCCAGAGGGAAACAGCUCCCACUAUAAAGUAGAGUGGACUAAUGGAAGUGACUCUAAGACAAAUCAAACACAUGAAUCUUAUAUUACCAUUCCUGAUCUGACUCCUGGAGUGCUGUAUACAUUCAGAGUCAAAGCUGUGACUGAUCAGCACAAAACUGAAGGAUACAGCGUAAAUGUGUCGCAGUACACAAAGCCUGAAGUAGUCAGGAACCUUACUGUCACUGGAAUCACAACAACUUCUGUGUCUCUGAGCUGGAUUGAGCCAGAGGGAAACCGCUCCCACUAUAAAGUAGAGUGGACUAAUGGAAGUGACUCUAAGAUUAAUCAAACACAUGAAUCUUAUAUUACCAUUCAUGAUCUGACUCCUGGAGUGCUGUAUAAAUUCAGAGUCAGAGCUGCCACUGAACAGGACAAAACUGAAGGAAACAGCGUAAAUGUGUCUCAGUAUACAAAGCCUGAAAUAGUCAAGAACCUUACUGUCACUGGAAUCACAACAACUUCUGUGUCUCUGAGCUGGAUUGAGCCAGAGGGAAACAGCUCCCACUAUAAAGUAGAGUGGACUAAUGGAAGUGACUCUAAGACAAACCAAACACAUGAAUCUUAUAUUACCAUUCCUGGUCUGACUUCUGGAGUGCUGUAUACAUUCAGAGUCAGAGCUGUGACUGAUCAGGAAAAGACUGAAGGAAACAGCAUAAAUGUGUCUCAGUAUACAAAGCCUGAAGUAGUCAGGAACCUUACUGUCACUGGAAUCACAACAACUUCUGUGUCUCUGAGCUGGAUUGAGCCAGAGGGAAACAGCUCCCACUAUAAAGUAGAGUGGACUAAUGGAAGUGACUCUAAGAUUAAUCAAACACAUAAAUCUUAUAUUACCAUUCCUGAUCUGACUCCUGGAGUGCUGUAUACAUUCAGAGUCAAAGCUGUGACUGAUCAGCACACAACUGAAGGAAACAGUGUAAAUGUGUCUCAGUAUACAAAGCCUGAAGUAGUCAGGAACCUUACUGUCACUGGAAUCACAACCACUUCUGUGUCUCUGAGCUGGAUUGAGCCAGAGGGAAACAGCUCCCACUAUAAAGUAGAGUGGACUAAUGGAAGUGACUCUAAGACAAAUCAAACACAUGAAUCUUAUAUUACCAUUCCUGGUCUGACUCCUGGAGUGCUGUAUACAUUCAGAGUCAAAGCUGCGACUGAUCAGCACAAAACUGAAGGAUACAACGUAAAUGUGUCUCAGUAUACCAAGCCUGAAGUAGUCAGGAACCUUACUGUCACUGGAAUCAUAACAACUUCUGUGUCUCUGAGCUGGAUUGAGCCAGAGGGAAACAGCUCCCACUAUAAAGUAGAGUGGACUAAUGGAAGUGACUCUAAGACAAAUCUAACACAUGAAUCUCAUAUUACCAUCCCUGAUCUGACUCCUGGAGUGCUGUAUACAUUCAGAGUCAGAGCUGUGACUGAUCAGCACAAAACUGAAGGAAACAGCGUAAAUGUGUCUCAGUAUACAAAGCCAGGUUUGAUUGGAGCAAGUAGUGUUUCUCAGACAACCUCUUCAGUCUCGCUAAACUGGACCAAACCAGCCGGGGGAGUGUUGAAGUACAGGGUGGAGUGGCACAAUGGUGGAACAAUAAUGUCCGAAACUACAAAUAACACCUUUGUCAUCAUAACUGACCUGAUCGCUGGCACCAACUACACAAUGAGAGUCAUUGCCAUUGCCGAAGACAACCAAACAGAAGGAGGUCCUCGCAUCUUCAGCGUUGUCACAACCCCUGAUGUUGUCAGGAACCUCAGCAUUACUGAAAUCACAACAUCCUCUGUGGCCCUGAGCUGGAAUGAGCCAGAGGGCAACGCCACAUCGUAUGUAGUUGAGUGGAUGACAGCAGGACAACCUGCUAGUAGAAUCAGCAAUGAUACAGCCUUCACCAUCAUCCAGUUGAUUGCUGGAUUUCAGUACAACAUAACAGUUGCUGCUAUCGCUGGAAAUUGGUCAAAUGAGGGGGCAAAGGCCUUUGUAACAACUUUCACACGGCCUGAGAAGCCUGAAAACAUUGAGGUCACAGCGAGGGGAAUAAAUUAUCUAAGAAUUGAAUGGACGCUGCCUGGUGGGAAUGUUGACCAUUAUCAGGUGCACAUCUCAAACCGGGAGCUAAACUUCCAGCAACACAAUUCAACAGAGGUCACCAUGGUCAGCUUUAGUGCUUUAAAGCCUGGCAGGAUCUAUGAGAUCUCAGUGACUGCUGUGGCUGGAAACGUCAGCACCGCAUCUGACAAUGUGUCAGAGGCCACCGUUCCCACUCGUCCUGGUGAUGUCAUUAUCAGUCAGAAGACCAACAAUUCUCUCCAUUUGGAGUGGACAACUCCUGUCUUUAUGGAGGGUGCCUCAGAUGUCAGAUACAACAUAUCCUACCAGCCCAAAGGCGGCGCAGUACAGAGUAAAAACUCCUCGUCCAAUAGCGCAGUCUUAUCCUCACUGUCUUCUGGAACCUUUUACAAUAUCUCAGUGGAAACAGUCGGACCCCAAGGCCUAAGGAGUGCAGCUGUCUGGAAUUCUACCUACACAAUUCCCAACCCUGUGCUGAACCUUAUAGCCACUCCUGAGAACACCGACUCAGUAAAACUACAAUGGUCAGAGCCACAGGACGUGCAGACUUAUUACACAUACAGGGUUGAAACUAGUAACACCGCAGCAACGCCUGUUAACAAUAUAGCCAACUCUAACAGCACUGUGGUAACUGGCCUGGAACCGGGAACGAGAUACAAUUUCAAUGUCUCUACAGUAGCAGCCCCAGGAAGUGAAUCUACUAUGGAGCAAGCAUUCAGUUACACAUUGCCUAAAGCGGUGACCAACCUAAUAGUUUCGGAUCUGAAUACCUCUGCCAUCCUGUUGACAUGGAACAGGCAGAAUGACCAUAAGCCUACAUAUUCCUAUCUGGUGAUUGCACUAAAGGACAUAGAGGUGGUGCACAAUGUAUCAACCGACACAGAGAUGUACAUCUUCACUAAUCUCACGCCUGGGGAAAUCUACAUCUUCCGGGUGUUUGUGGUUGUAGAUGGAGUCAAGUCCGCCGUCCAAAUCACAACAAGCCACACAAAGCCCGGGACAGUGUCUAAAAUAAUUGUCACAACCACCACUUCAGACAUAUCUGUGAGUUGGACAGCAGCAGUUGGCCAGGUGGAUUCUUAUUCUGUGCUGCUGUACAGAGGCGGCCAGUUGGAAUCAAACCAAUCAAACCUGAUCAAUACCACAUUAAAUGUGUUAUUUGAAGGCUUGAAACCAGGAACGUGGUACAGCGUCAAGGUCGUCACCACAAGUGGCCCUUUCUCUGACACUGAAAUUGCACCACGUGUUCACAACGCCACUUUUCCAAACCCUCCUGGCCCCAUCAUGGUGAAGUCCCAGACCCCCGAAUCCAUCAAUAUUAGCUGGGCCUUACCAGAGGGGAUGGAAUUGAUUGAUCACAACUUCACAGUGUUCUAUACGAACCAGAAAAACACAACCACAAACAACUGGUUCCUACUGGAGAACCUCCAAUCUGGAACAGCCUAUAACAUCACUGUAAUAACAAUAGGUGUGAAUGGCUACCAGAGCACACCAGUAACAAUAAAAAAUUAUACCAGACCAUACUCUGUAAGCUUAUUGAGGCAGGCAGGCAUCUCCCUCACAGAGGUGACCUUAGUGUGGGAUCAGCCAGAGAGUAAAUCGGGCUAUUCUUACUCUGUGGAGCUCAAACAGUCAGCUGAUGGCUCAUGUCUUAAAUGUGCAAUAGUCUUCAACACCACAUUUUCUGUCAGUGGGCUUGUAUCUGGGACCAACUACACAUUCACUGUUACCACACAAACAGCAGAUGGCACCCAAGCAACUCCAGUGAAAGUGUUUUGUUUCACAAGGCCGUAUAAUAUCAGUGGGUUGGCGGCAAACACCCUCAACACAACCGCCAUAUAUCUGAACUGGACAAAGCCACACCAGUACAAGAAUGGCUACAAAUAUCGAGUUGAAACCACUGGCUGUGCCUACCAAAAUCAAACAUUGGAAGCUGAAGAAACAAAGAUAUCAGAGCUCACACCUGGAACCAAAUGCAAGUUCUGUGUCUUUGUCAAGGCAGAAGACAGUAUAGAAUCGACAUCAGAUUGCAUUUUCCAGUACACCCAUCCUGAGGCGGUGCAACCUGUCAUUUCCAAUAUUGGCUCCAAUAGUACAAUCCUGGUAUCGUGGGCAGCUCCCUUAGGGAAUGUGGAGCAUUACAUGGUGUCUCUUAACAGCAGUUACCAAGUUUUUUCUCCGGUGGAGCUUAACUCCCCCAGUACAUCCGUUCAGUUUGACAGCCUUUCAGCAGGGAGACUGUAUACAUCCAUGGUGAGCACAACAAGUGGACCAUUCACUGCCCAGUCUGGAUAUGUUACGAAUGCAACUUCACCUAAUUCACCAGGACCUAUUAGUAUCCUGAUGAAGACCACCAGCUCCAUUUGGAUAGAGUGGAAGGAAGCACACCUGAUGGCCAAUGCCUCAUUCCAUUACAUAGUGGGUACUGUGAAAUCCCUCGGAACCGAACACACUGUCAUGACCAACAACACCAAUCAUGUCUUUUCCAACCUGUCUUCUGGCACUCCCUACAACAUUUCUGUGGCAACAAUUGGACCAAUGGGCUUCAAGAGUGAAGAGGUCUGCAGUCACAUGGUCACUACAAGACCAGAGAGUGUAAAGUCUCUAGAAGCUUUCCCAGAAGAGGAAAGCGUGACGCUAAGGUGGAUUAAGCCUGAUGACUACAAACAAAGCUAUCACUACUAUCUGACUUGGGGUCACUCAACUGGACCUAUCAGCAACAAGGAAACAACUGAGAACGCUGAGUUUAGCAUCACAGAGCUGAUCCCUGGCAGCCCAUAUGACUUUAAUGUCACCACAGAGACUGUUGAUGAAACAAAGGCUGACCCAGUGUCAAUUUACAGUUGCACAAAUGCUAGCCCAGUGUCUAACCUUCGCUGUCACAGUGCAAAUGGUACCGAGGCCAAGGUAGUUCUGUCCUGGAGUAAACCCAAAGGUCGCAGCUCAAGCUUUCUUGUCAUUGUGGAGGACAGUAAUAAUAAUACUGUGGAGGGCAACGUCGAGACGAAUAAUGUUCGCCAAGAGACUUCAACUUGUAACCCUGACUGUUAUCACACUGUAUCUAACCUGAAGCAUUACACCGAGUACAACAUAAUGGUGAAGACACAGAGCUGUGGCAAACCCAGCACUUUCACAUCCCAAACCUGUAUGACUGGCAUCACAGACCCACCCAUCCCAGGAAACUAUGAGUCAAUGGUCAAAUUGGCUGAAAUCAAACACAACAUGUUCUCAAUUCAGAUUAACGCAAGCCUGCUGAAUUCCACCAAUGGGCCAGUCACCCAUUAUGGGGUGCUGGUGACAAACAACAGCACCAUAGCCUCGAUAGACGACGCAUCUAAUCUUAAGCAGUACUUAAUGAACACCUAUCAACAAUGGAGUGAAGACGCUGCACCAGCAUACCUGGCAACAGUCAGAAACAACCCCAGCCACAGCCGCAGUGGAGGAAACCAUCUGACUGUAGACAUAGGGGAUGGCAGUGUAUGGAAGGGCUAUACAAAUGGUGCUCUGAAGACCAGUCAAGAGUAUCGUUAUGCAGUUGUGCUAUUCACCCAUUUGAGUUUGCUGCCAAAUGACGAAAUCGUGGAUGCAAAAUCAUCGUUGGUCUCAACAACGGCCUUCUAUUCAGCUCAAGUCAAUAUCCCAUCUGACAAUGCUGUCAUUUUCAUCGCUGUUGGAGCAACGCUGGGAAUAUUUUGUGUCCUCAUCAUUAUCGUCAUUGGCUUUAUCAUCUACUGGAAGAGAUUAUCAAUGAAGGAAUCCUCUGACAUCCAGAUUCAUUCAAUGAGAGCCAAAGUGAAUAUGGCUAUAAGGGUGGAGGACUAUGAGACCUACUACAGGAAGCAGAAAGCAGAUUCCAACUGUGGCUUUGCUGAAGAGUUUGAGGACCUGAAGCAUGUUGGCACAGCCCAGGCAAAGACAAGUGCUCUGCAUUUGGAAAACAAGCCCAAGAACCGCUACAACAAUGUGCUGCCCUAUGACUCCUCUAGAGUGAGGCUCUCUAUCAAUGGGAGUCCAUUUGAUGACUACAUCAAUGCUAACUACAUCCCGGGAUACAACUCCAGGAAGGAGUUUAUUGCGGCCCAGGGUCCUUUACCAUGCACAGUCAAUGAGUUCUGGCGGAUGAUCUGGGAGAAGAACGUACAGACUCUGGUCAUGCUGACCCGAUGCAAUGAACAGGGACGGGUAAAAUGUGAGCGAUACUGGCCUUCUACAACCAAGCCGUUUGAGAACAUCACUGUGACAACCACUUCUGAAAUACCACUUGAAGACUGGACCAUCAGGGACUUUGACAUCAAAAAUGUUAAAACAGCAGAAACUCGUUCUGUGCGUCAUUUCCAUUUCACCGCCUGGCCAGACCAUGGGGUUCCAGAGACCACCGAGCUCCUCAUCAACUUCAGACACUUAGUCAGAGAGCACAUGGAUCAAUACUCCAGAAACUCGCCCACUGUGGUCCACUGCAGUGCUGGUGUGGGACGAACAGGUACCUUUAUUGCUAUUGACCGUCUGAUCUUCCAGAUUGAGAGGGAUAGCAUGGUGGAUGUGUACGGUAUCAUCCAUGACCUGCGCAUGCAUCGGCCCCUCAUGGUACAGACAGAGGACCAGUAUGUGUUCCUCAAUCAGUGUGCAAUGGACAUCAUCCGAUCAAGAACUGGAACGAAUGUGGACUUAAUCUACCAAAACACUGCUGCACUCAAUAUUUAUGAGAAUGUAGAGCCCAGGAGUGGUUCACACAGAAAUGGUUACCACAAUGCAUAAAUUGGCCAGGAGCACCAGUCCUCUCUUUUGUUCUCAGCAAGAUGCUGAGGAGAGGUCAACAAAAAGAAGACUUUAAAGAGAUUUAAUUUAUUUUUUAUACUCGACCAUUUACACUCUAGCCAACAUUCCUCUAGAUGUAUACCUCUAUUUGCUAUUUAUUUAACAGUUGUUGAAAAUGUAAGGGAAGUGUACACGAAGAUGAUUUUAAUGAAAAGACACUAUCCACUCAUCGAAAAUAAUUUGAAUGUAAAAGAUAUGGCAGAAUUUUAUUUCUUAUAUUUGCAUAUUUUUGUAUUACAAGAUGUUUUUUUUAUUUCUGCUUGCUUGCUUUAUGCUUUAUUGAAGAUAAUAGUCUACUCAGGUAAUAUUAUGUUAGAUUGUAUAGGUAUUGUAAGAGACGUGUUGUUUCGAUAAAAAGAGAAAGGUCAGAUUUUCAUCAUUGUUUGGCACACAGGAGGCAAUAAAAGAAUGACAAUAAUUGAAGUCCUCUGUGCCCCUUCAGAACCCAUAAACCAGUAGGUUAGACACUUUUGUUAUGGGGGAUCAUAGCCAAAGUUGGAAAAGACACACUCAACCUUUUUCUGAGGAGCUGAAGAUUGAUUGUUUCAGCAGUCAAAUUUUUUGUAAAGAGUUUGUUUUACAGGUGCGUGCGGGCAGCGUGGUAGUCUAUUCCGUUCCCUACCAACACAGGGAUCGCCUGUUUUAAUCUCCGUGUUGCCUCUGGCUUGGUCGGGCGUCCCUACAGACACAAUUGGCCGUGUCUGCGGGUGGGAAGCCGGAUGUGGGUAUGUAUCCUGGUCGCUGCACUAGCGCCUCCUCUGGUUGGUCGGGGCGCCUGUUCAGGGGGGAGGGGGAACUGGGGGGAAUAGCGUGAUCCUCCCACGCGCUACGCCCCCUGGUGACACUCCUCACUGUCAGGUGAAAAGAAGUGGCUGGCAACUCCACAUGUAUUGGAGGAGGCAUGUGGUAGUCUACAGCCUCCCCGGAUCGGCUGAGGGGGUGGAGCAGCGAUCGGAAUGGAAGAGUGGAGAUUAAUUGGCUGUAUACAGUUGAGGAAAAAAAGAGGGAAAAUUCCAACCAAAAAAAAGCAAAAAAAGCUUGUUUUAGAGUCUUUUAUUUGAUCUGCAUUUGUAUGCACUGUUCUUAGUAUUGCACUGGAUGCAUAUAUCAUCUAUAUUGUCUAUUCUAAAGCUUUUUAUAGUAGAUGUAAAAAGUCAAUGUUGUAAAUAUUGAGUAAUGAAAAACUAAUAGAAAGGCGCAUUGUGAAAAUACUUGAGAGGUUAGGACACGCUCCUGAGGAUGUGAGAGAUUGUCUUGGAUUGUGGUGGACGUUGACACUGAAUGGUCGGCCUAAACAACUCAGGAACUCAAGUAAUGGCAUGUAUGAGGCGAAUCUGUCAUUUACAAACGUGCUGCUUGAAAACCCAUUCCAGUGCCUAAACUUGCUUUUACUCGGAAGGACUGAAAAGUAACACUCAUUGUUUUGUUUGUCAUUAUCUUUAAUUUCGUAGUAACAUUAUGUCACUUCCUGCUGCACAUCUCAUAUAUCUACAAACAUUCCUGCAAUGUUUGGAGGGACAUUAAGUUCAUUUUCAGCUCCAUAAAAGGGCACAUCUCUUUCAUGAGGUUUCUUUGUGGAUAUCUUGUGGCUUAUUUAAAGCCAAUUAGUUUUUUCUUGUCUUUGUAUCAUUGCAUAAAUUACUUAAGGACGAUAUACAGUUUAUAUCUAUUUAGUUUAAAAAAGGGGCAAAUUUUCACAAGGUUUUACUGUGGGUGGGUGAAAUCUAUUUGCUGAUACAAUGCCAAAGGCAGAAAGAAUGACAUAUUCAAAAUCCUUGCUCUGUUUAACAAAAUACAAUUAAAUAUAAUAGCCUAUGAUGCCUUUU